This is a messenger RNA of Acaulospora colombiana, 1319 nucleotides long. The record is from the annotation of a GenBank genome assembly. NCBI's taxonomy places the organism in Eukaryota, Fungi, Glomeromycota, Glomeromycetes, Diversisporales, Acaulosporaceae.
CAAUCGUUUAUAUAACGGAUGUUUCGGACAUUCAGGAAGUCGUGAACUGCGGGAAUACAUUGGGAAUUCCCGUGGUAGCGCGGUCAGGUGGGCAUUCGUUUGAGGAUUAUAGUUUAGGUGGAAGAGAUGGGGUGCUGGUGGUGGACUUGAAGAACCUGGACCAGAUCACCAUCGAUGCUAGCGCGCACACGGCCGUUAUCGGGACGGGAAAUAGGAUUGGAAAAAUUUACUAUACCUUGAAUGAGGCGGGAUUCUUGAUUGCUGCGGGUAGCUGCCCCAGUGUUGGUAUUGGAGGUCAAUCUACUGGUGGUGGAUACGGAUUCAUCGGUCCAAAAUACGGGAUGGCCUCGGAUAACAUUUUAUCUGCAGAAAUGGUAUUGGCCAAUGGGACCUUCCUCUCGCCCAUAAACAACUCCAGCUAUUCUGACCUUUAUUUCGCAAUCAGGGGUGCCGGAAAUGCUGGUUUUGGAAUUUUAACCUCCUUGACAUUUCAACUUUACCUUACACCUCCCAAACUCACCACGUUCGACUUAUCCUACAAUAUCAACGAUCGUCAAUUGGUAUUUGAAGCCUAUAACAAGUGGGGUCCCUUACUUGCUGAAAACUAUUCAUUAUACAUGACAUUUCUGCCGGAUGAGCUGAGCAUACCUAAUGCAUGCGAAUCUACGGAGGAAUAUAAAUUAUUUGGAUUUGGUACAUUUCUGGGAGACGAAGAGAAUGCGCGUAAAGGACUCAAUAAUUUUCUUACACACGCUGCACCAGCUAUAGAUCCCGUGUUCAAUGAAUCGACGUGGUGGGAUACAAUUGUUAGUUUUGCGGGCAGUGGAAAUGCCACCGCGGUCAUCUCCCCUAGUUUUGAUCCGGAACCGUUCAAAGUCAAGUCAUUCUUCAUCGAUCCACCCGGUCUAUCGGCCGAAGGGUUGGAAGCUCUUUAUGAAUUUGUAAAUUCGAUAAACUGCAAAACCAUCGUGAUGUUUGAAUUGUAUGGCGGUGGAAUAAUAAAUAGCAUAGAUGCAGGUCUAACCGCUUUCAUGCACAGACAUUCACUGUAUCUGUUGCAGCUGGAGAUGAAAUUCAAAGGAAUCCAAGAUCAAGCAGUAAUUGAUGAGUGUUUAUCGGAGUUUAAGGUAUUUGCGGAAGAGUUUCAGGACAAGUACUCAUCCUAUUACAGCUAUCAGAAUUAUAUGGAUAGUGAAUUGGUAGAUUGGGAACAUCGAUAUUAUGGGGGGCACUUUGAACGGUUGGUGAAGAUCAAAGCCAAGUAUGAUCCGAAUGAUUUGUUUAAUUGGGCGCAGAGUAUUCCUACGAGUUAUGAGUAA